AGGGCAAAGGAGGCGGAGCUUACUUAAAUCCAAGGGGCUGUUGUCAGGGCGAAGGUGAGGUGAAACGAAGCUGCAAAAAAUGGACUACACGAGAGAGCACUGCUGUACAGGAGCGAGUGGGGCCAUGGAAAACAAGACCGUCACUGACAGUACGAGUCAGUGCGUUCAGAAUCUAACAGAGACGGAUGCCUUCAGAAGCGACAAGCUUUCGGAUCCCAACGUAGAGUACCGGAUGGACUACAAACGACGAGGCCAGGCGCUCAUUUUCAACCAGGAACGCUUCUUCUGGCGCCUUGGCAUGAACGACCGACACGGCACCAACGCUGAUCGCUACAAUCUCGAAAUCAGGCUGAAGGCACUGAACUUCGAUGUGAAGGUUUACGACAGCUACAAAAACGAGGAAGUCCUGGAUAUAAUCCAUAAAGCUGCCGAGAGUAACCACUCCGACUCCGACUGCUUCCUCCUGAUUUUCCUGAGUCACGGCGAGGACGAGCAUGUGUACACCUACGACGGCAAGAUCAGCAUCCAGCGCAUUAUCUCGCUUUUCAAAGGCCACCGAUGCCAAACCCUGGUCGGCAAGCCCAAGAUCUUCAUCUGGCAGGCAUGUCGCGGUGACGUACACGACGAGCCCGUUCUGGUCUGCGACGCCGUGGACAGUGAGAUCAAGACCAACGAGGUGGUGACGGACGCGAGCGCCGUUCACACUCUCCCGGCCGGGGCAGACUUCAUAAUGUGCUACUCGGUGGCAGAAGGUUACUACUCCCACAGGGAGACCUUGAAUGGCUCGUGGUACAUUCAAGACCUUUGCGAGUUGCUGAAGAAGUACGGAGACUCUCUUGAGUUCACCGAACUCCUGACGCUGGUCAACCGCACGGUAGCCGCCAGGAGUGUCCAGGCCAGCAAAGAUAAGGACUCCAUCGGGAAGAAGCAGGUGCCGUGCUUCGCCUCCAUGCUCACUAAGAAACUCUACUUCCGCCCGAAAAAGUAAACAUUCCCAGGCUUUUUUCCGAGCACUCUUGAGGUCGCUUAAUUUAGCUAAUUUUACAUGAUCAAAGCAGAAAUUUAUAGUGAAAAGCAGUUUGUAUCUUUUUGUUAUAUCACAAAAAAGGGAAUUCAUGUAUUUGCGUGUUUAUGUUAGUCUUGUCGGCGUAUAUUUUUAGCACGCAAAAACAGCUGACAGUUGAUGACAGUACCUCAGGGAGUAUGGGUGUGUGCAUUUUUAAACUUUUUUUUUUUUUUUACAUUUGCUACUUUUGUAAAGUCACAUGACCAACUCUGACAAAAUAUGUCUCAGUGACUAACAGAUUCAGCAAAGGACUUUUAUUUCAAUAUUCCAGUUUGUAUCCGCCCUCCUGCCACCCCAUUCCACAUAACAACCUGUCAACAAUAUUCCUGAUUAAAAAUGCAACAUUAUGAAAAAUAAACCAAAAGUGUAUUUCAUUUUUUUUCUGUUUCUGUGAUGACAUCACUCCUUUGGCUGGAUCUGUCCAAUGGGGAGUUGAAGCUGUGUCGGGUAGCGCAGGCGUUUCAGGUCGUCCUCCACCUGGAAUGUAUAGACAUGAAUUGAUAUUAGAUUCUGACAGUAUGAUAAACUUGGCGGUAUCAAAAGUUAAACUUUGGCAACAAGGAAGCCUGACUUUUAACAGCACGUCUGCCUAGGGCAGGGCGGUAAACCGAAAAUUUACCGUCACCGAAAUUCUUAACGAUGACCGACGUAAUUUUGACCAUGUCGGUAAAUUCGGUAAAUUAAUAAAACAAGAAAAUAUAGUCUUUUCAUCCCGCUUUGAUUCUGUGUUGUUCGUCUAUGUUCAUUCCCCUUUAAGAAAGCAGUCAAUGGGCUUACGUAGGGAGUCACGUGAUCAUCAAGAAGCCAAUCAAACAAAAGCCCGGUAAGCUAACGCUAGCAGCUAACGCUACAAGCAAAACGUGAUGGAGUGUGGCUUAAGGGAGGUUCACCAAACUUUCAACCGACAUUUAGUAGACUCUUGGUGGCAUCCAGACGGGCUUUCACCCGCUGUCCUCCCUUGUUCUCACGAUUUCUGGAGAUGGUGCUUUCAGUGCUUUCUACUGGUAGCCAGGCUAACGCUAGCUAGCGGCUAACGCUACAAAUGAACGUGAUGGAGUCGGAUAGCAGCUCUAACUUUGUCGAAACGGCUGAAUUUAAUGAGUGGAUUGGGCACGGACUGCAUCUAGCAAUUACUAUGUGGUGUUAUUUUGUAUCUGUCUGUGUGUGAUUCCUCUGAUAGCUUUUGUGAUGGUAAAUCAUUCAGCAUAAAGUACAAUCCAACGGCGAAACUUAUAAUGACCGAGAAAUGGCCCCAGCUAUUUUUCUGUAUGUGCUUAUUUCUGUGUCAUUAUUGCUAUCAUAAAAUCUUAAGCGUUUCAUUUGAAGAAGAUCAAUAUAGCUUUAAUGUGUGUGUUUCUCUGUGUUUGUUUGGGGGUUCAUUUGUGCGUGCAUUUAUUAAAAAAUGCACUGGGGGGGACCCUGAAACCAUAAUGUAAACACUUGUAUUGAAUAAUUAUGUCACAGCAGCCAUUAACAAUAAGUUGUCUUUUUGAAGUGUACUGUUCAAGCUGCAAGUCAUUUGUGUUACAAUUACAUGUUUGCACAGGCAUAUUGAUUUUGAUAGUGUACAUACUUGAAUUCUUAUUGCUUACAAUACAUUUUUAUAAACUUAAUGUUUAGACUGCAUGUACAAUUGUUAAAUACAGUAUAUGAAAUUGAAUGCUGGUAAAUAAACAAGAAACAGUUAAUCUAUUUCAUGCAUUGAUUCAGAUUUUCAAAUUAUAUAACAGUACGCUUGGGCGAAUUUAUCGUCAUUUAUCGUUAUCGAGAUAAAUCUGCUCAAUUUAUCGUGAUACAUGUUUAAGGCCAUAUCGCCCAGCCCUACGUCUGCCACACAUCUGCCGCACGCGGGUGACGCGAUAAAUCGCAGCGGGAAAAUUACCGCCUUUAUUUUUAUAUACCGCACGAUAAAUAGAAUUAUUGCAUCUUGUGACAGGCUUUGGCUUAAAACCAAUACAGUAUUCCAGGAAAAGAACCUCAUACCAACUGUGAAGCAUUUAGGUGGAAGUGUCAUGGUUUGGAGAUGCUUUGCUCCAGCAGGACCUGGCCAGUUCACCAUGACAGAAUCCAACAUGAAUUCUAUCGUGUAUCAGAGGGUGCUUGAGGAACAUGUGAGAUCAUCAGUGAAAAAAUUAAAGCUGAAGCGAA
Messenger RNA from Corythoichthys intestinalis (scribbled pipefish), 3214 nucleotides. Its product is annotated as caspase-6-like. The record is from RefSeq and is a predicted model, not a curated record. Gene Ontology annotation, cellular component: cytoplasm. Gene Ontology annotation, biological process: apoptotic process; positive regulation of neuron apoptotic process. The transcript is spliced from 8 exons. Bases 80 to 988 code for a protein of 302 amino acids. NCBI's taxonomy places the organism in Eukaryota, Metazoa, Chordata, Actinopteri, Syngnathiformes, Syngnathidae.